GCUGAACACAGCGGCUAAGAUUGAGAUUUAUUAUGGUUUAUAGUUUAGAACUGACAGAUGCACGCUGUGAUUGCAGCUGGUGGCGGUGGUGUUACGACUGGAGGUACGAGACAAAAGUGGCGAAGGAGACUGAUCUUCUUAAUCUACUGAAACGACACAAAAGAACACGUGAGUGGAUAAAGGCCUCCAGCAAUUCAACACCCACCCACACACAGUCUCUCAGUUGCCACUUUCCUCGCAACGUGGCUCAUCGCUUCAUGAGCUGGCAAAAGAAGAACGAAAUGGAGAGUAAAACAUACAGAUGGAUGUUGGUGAAUAAGUCUGUUAGAGAAAUGAGUCUAUUCAAAUGAUACAUCUGUCAUUCCAUGUGUGUAGAGGCAGGCAGCUUCACAGUCCCUAAAAUUAUGUCAUGUUUUGUGAGUUAAGGGCGAGGAACCGUUUGUCCUACCUCACUAAUGUUGUUCUGCCAUGAUGACAUUAUCUUUUUCAAUCAUUGUCCAAGAUGUACCUAUUUUUGACAACAGGGUAGGAUCAACACUGCUGGCAACGAUUUAUCCUCAUAGGCUCAGCGAACAGGAGGAAUAGUAAAGUAUGUUCUUGCUUUCUGAUCACCGCAGACCAGCAACCCCUGUUUCCUAAUGACUGGAGCAACAAGGCCAAUACAUCAACGACAGGACAGAAAUCUGUGCAAAUCCAUCUAGACUAUUAACAUACUGUGAUGGAAACACUAAGCUGACUCUGAAUCAUACCUGAAACUCUGCUUGCACCCUGCAGGACUGCGAGCUGUGGUAGAAAGCAUGCGUGGUGGGAGGUGUCCCGUUGCCAUGUCAACACAAAGCAUGCUCUAGAUCGGGCUUCAGUUGCCUAGGUUACCAGCUGGAGUCCGUAGCAGCGGAAUUAUUUUAAAAAUAUUUGUUUUUCUUUUAGCAGAUGUCAUCUGAUUACCGCACAGUGGAUCCCACACAAUGACAUAAUGUUCAUAAGAGAAAAAGGCUUUGAAAACAUGACACUGACAUGGGAGCUAUUGAGAGUGGGAACAUCUUUGGAUUCUGUUCAUGUAGCCUCAUCAAAAGAAAAUAGAAACAGCUUUAGCUAAUCAUUCAUGUAUUGGAGGUCGAGCAUUUGGCAUUUACACAAAGUCACAACCCUGAAUGCCACGAACCCAUCGGAACCAGUCACGACUCUUCAGAUGGCCUGCUAGCUCGUUUGGCAGCUAAGCUAGGGCCACGGUUGGCGUUGUUAGCACUGUUAGCUUAUAGCUAUGGGCUCAUUUUUUGCCAUAUUGAGAGUAGUGUGAAGGAAAUGGAUAUUAAUGUGCUAUUAAGCACCUUUAGCGACCUUCAUUUAACAAUUUUUAAAGCUUUUUUUUUUACAGGAUUUUCUUCUACUGAGAUUCAAAAUCUCUUUUUGCCGAAGGAGUUCUCUUUGCAGGGGCACCAUAAACAAAAGGUCACAUAAAAGAAAAGCCUUAAAACUUAACUUAAAACCAACUACUUGCUACUGCAAUUUCUACGAGUGUCCGGAGUCAGCGUAGAGUGUUACUUCGUACCCGCCGUGUCAGCAUCUAAAUCAGAACAAUGUCUAUUGGCAGCUUAAUUUAACUUUUCCUCUGCUCUUCACAUACUGUACACACAGUGUCUUUUUUACAAAUGAACAGCAUCAUUGUAAGUAUAUCUAUAUAUAAGAACAUAACUUAAACAUACAGUAUUUACAACAGCAACAAUGAUAUUGAGGCAAAGUGCCAAUGAGGGUUUUGGUGGUUUUGGCAUUCCGGAGUCUGAACAGUUUGGCUGUGACGGUUCUGCAGUGAUCCUUCCUGCCCGUUUUCUGAGUUCUCAGUAAAAUGUAAGGCUUUUAUAAAAACGGCACUAUACUGUGUGAACUGGUUUUCCCUCUGCAGAAUAAUACAUGCCGCGAUGAGGGGGCCUCUGGUUGGAGGUGGGAAAUUGACUCCAGCCACUCACAGCCCAUCCAUUUGUUCAGUGCCUGAGAGAGCCAAAGCAGUGCAUCAACAACCAUCGCUGCACCCGCGUCUGUGUGGGUGUACGAAACACAGUGUGUGGGAGGAAGUAGGUAGGUGGGGGAGCAAGUAGGCCAAAUAAAAGUCUCUCCAACUGUUGAUGGUGAAGUCCGUCAGCCAGCCAGCGGGACUGCUGUAGGUGAGCUCGCCUCCGUCACCGCACUUCCGCUUCCAAGCAGUCGCUGUCACUUCUGCACUGACUCUUUUGUAUUCGACUUAACGCCUUCCAUCUGUGCUGGGGGCCUCGUCUCUCUGUGUAAUCUCUGUUUUCAACUUGUCGUCCGGAAGUCUUUGUUUGACAGCUACACACCCACCCAGCCAGCCAGCCAGCCCCCUUCCCUCCCUCUCCUCCUCUGCCUCGACACUUUCGUAGUGCAUCUUCUCUCUCAUUUGCAUUUGUUCCGCUUCCCCAAAGAGAAACGGUUUCCGUGAACGAGCAGUGAGGGAUCGCGGAGGAACACAUGCCUGGAUGACAAAACAUAUGGCAACGUGCACCGCGGUGGGGGCUGUUGGGUGGAGGAGCUUUUCUCAGCUGGACUAUUGUUGCUGAGUGAAGUACCGAGGGGGGAAAAGUGAGGUAAUUGGAGACCUGGCCCUGGAACAUCACGACAGCAGCAAGGUUACCAUGGAGACUGGCAAGCAGGGGUUGGCGAGUGCUCUAGUGCACAUCGGCUGCGUCUCAUCGCAGACGGAGAAAAGGACGGACAUCCAGGCCCCGCUGACCGCCGUUUACAUCCACGCGCUGCCCGCUCUACCAGCGCAGCCUCACCGCCUCCAGCCUCAGUCCUCAGCCGCCCAGGAGCCAGCCACGCUGCACAUGGCCGUGUCGCCGCUUUACUCCAAGGAGACGCUCCCUUUCCUGACCCUCCAUAUUCCCGGUGGACUGCAGUCCCAGCCGGCAGCCGCCGUUCCUGCAGCCAGACCCAAGUCGGCCGGAAAACACGUGUGUCCUCACUGUGGGCGGGACUGCAUGAAGCCUAGCGUGCUGGAGAAGCAUCUCCGUUGCCACACCGGGGAGCGGCCUUACCCCUGCAUCACUUGUGGAGUCUCCUUCAAAACUCAGAGCAACCUCUACAAACACAAACGUACUCAGGCUCAUGCCCGCCUCUCGUCUGAAUCAGAGAGCCUGGAUGGCAGUUCCGGCUCUAGAGACACCUGCACCUCCAGUCUGUCGAUGGAUGACCGCAGCGAGGAUGCGGGCAGCAUGGACAAGGAAACCAUAUCAACUGCUGCCGAGAUCGACUGUCCAGCCGUUCCUGCAAGGGUCUAUUCUGUAAAAACACAAGGUUCUCUGAGUGGGCAGCAUGCAAUGACCUCUGCCGUAAAUGAGACGGAAGCACAGGGGAAGGAAGUAGAUAACCAGAAGUUGGAAAACAAAAAACAUCUUCCCCUGCAGAGGCAAGAAGCCACACUGUUCUCUAAGCAGUGGGAGAACUCUGUAUCCAAAGGGAAAUCGCAAAGCCAUGAGAGCACCGACUCGGGCUUCAGUGAGAGUAGUGAACACUACCCGAGCCCUGUCAGCGUUGUACCUGAGCACAGUAUAGAUUCUCCUACCGAAUCAACCAAGGAGCACCUAAAAGAAACACAAACGCCGUCUGGACCAGGCCGAGGCGGACCAGUACCCAGAUGCACCGCAAAGGAGCAGGAGCAGAAGACGCUAGAGGAACGCAUAUCUAAGCUGAUUUCGGAGAAUACAGCUGUGGUGGAGGACAAACAGCUGGAGCACGUAAGGCCGCGGAAGACCGUUCUGUCGAAGCAGGGAAGCAUUGACCUCCCAAUGCCGUACAGGUACAAGGACUCCUUUCACUUUGACAUGAGGAUCAGUAAGGCUCCGAAUGUCGGGUCCCAGAGGAGCAGGCACGCCGGCUUCUACAGCUCUGUGCCCACUCCAGGAUCCGACAGCGUGGAGCACGCCCCCCUCACCCGCAGCAACUCCCUCCCUUACAGCGUUGCCCUCCUGCCGCCAGAGAGGAGCAGCCCAGCCUCCUCCUUUCAAAGCGAUUACGUAACCGCGCGGACGGGCAGCUGCGGCCAGAUCAAUCCAACAGGUUUCGCGGUGAAACCCGCGAACCAGCAUCCGUCCGCCCACCGGCCACUGGUUCGGCAGACGGCCGUGGACGGCCACCACGCAACAGACGGCCUCUUCGCAAAUUCAUCUGCGGAGGAGGCGUGCGCCGGCAGCCUCGGCUGCGACGGGGAUGGCCGUGACAUUUGUGGCGAGCCAAGCAACAGAAAGUUUCGCAGAAAGAAAGCACAAAAGUUUGCAUAUGACAAGUGGUACAUGUACGGGGGAGGGACAUUCAAGAAGCUUUACAGCACCGAGAAGGGCAGCGGCGAGGGCGUCAGCAAAGGCAGGAAAUGUCUGGCAAACAAGGAGCCCGAGGUCGAUCAGAGCCCACCAAAGGGCUUAGCCGAUCAGAAGGAGACGGCAACGACAAUAAACUCCACAAGCAGCAGUGCGACAGCGUGCCAACAAGGCCUCUCGCCUGCCAAACUAAACCUCCUCUCUGCCGUGGAUUGGAAUGUCAAGGCUGGCCGGGUUCAUGCAUCAUGCAGCUCUCUCAAGACUCCACUCCGGAGAAACCGGUCUUUGUCAGUGCUGCCGUCAUCGCCAGUUGGAUCAUUGGUUAGCCAGCAGACCAGAAGCAUGAGCCGAGCAGAAGAAGGGACGACGAUUGAAAAACGCACCGACUCCAGAUCGCGGUUAUGUGGAGCCCAGGUUCCCUCAGACAGGAAAAAACAGAAAACUCACGAUAAAAUAAUUUGCCCUCUGCAGAUGGAAACCGAGCCGAGCACACCGACCCAUCCCCGGCCUUUGGUCACUCGCAAUGCGCCUCAGCAGGAUACAAGUAUCAGCUACAUCAACCUGCAGAACAAUCAAACACAUACCCAGCUUACAGCAGCUCUCUUCCCAUCGUGCAUAAUCUGUACAAAUACGGCAUCCGUCAGCUGCUCGCCUGCCAUUUCCACAUUUGCCCCUUCGAAGGCCAGCUUCCUGCCUAAGUACCAGCUAAAGUUACCUAAUGCCGCUGAACCGGAUUCCAAUACUUCACUGCGUGUUGUGGAUAAACUUCCAAGAACUGGUGCCCGCGCUAUCACCUCUGCUCUGUCACCUUCUCUCACGGAGAUGACCUCGCCCUCGGUCAAAACCUGGGAUAAGAAAUGUGACGUCCCCCGUCCAACUAGUGACAUUAUAAAGACAAAGGCUUUCAGUUCCACUCCAGACCAGCUGCCUUUGCCGUGCACAGCCGCACCGCUUUGUCGGGCUGAAAUGCCAGCACUGAAUCUGAAUGCAACAGCUUGUUGUGCUGUCGUGCACAAGAAAUGUUCGGCAACCACAAUAACCACGACCUGCCUGCAAAAUGUUCAAGCAGCAUUAUGCAGCACUUCAAUACAACCCUCUCAAUCUGCAGCGGGCUCCUUGUCUCUGCAGCUACCCACACCCGUUUCACAGACGCUCCCGCUCCUCCCUCCUACCACUACCAUGGCCACGUGGGAAAAUCCGCCGCCUGCUGCUGUCACGACGCCUUUUGCACCGGGUCCACCUAACCUCAACCCUCUGUCACUCACGCAACUCUCGGCUGCAGCAGAGCCUUCGAACAGCGCGUACACCAGCCCGGUCGUACCUUGUCACAUAGUACCGUUUGACCAGAUGCAGCCGGAUGACCGGAACGUGUUUCACGUUCACACGGCGGACCUCCAGAUCUGCUUUCAGAUCAUAUCUGACGAGCAGCUGGCGCUCAUUGAACCCCAGAUUGAGAGGCAAGCGGGUAGGGUCGUCUCGCAGAGGCGUGAUGCAGAAGUGAUCGAGAACUCGCCUCAAAGUUCUGUUGCAAUAGAAAGUAGCAACGAUGGAAGGGGCUGUCAACCGCGAGGACAUCAACAAGGGUUUGACCAAAGUGAAUCUUCACUCGACACAAAGAGACUAAAACCUCAGCUGUCUGCACAAUUUGGGGCGGCGGAGCCAAAUCUCCACCUGGGCGAACGAAAUGACUCCCCUCGGGAAACGGAAUCAGCCCGAUCUACACACGCCGGAGCCGCGCCGCUGCGCCCACACACAUACGAUCCUGUAAACACGGCCGCGGUGACUCAGAGCUGUAUGGGCGAUGUUGGGUCAAGUGCUGCUUCGCUCAGAAGUGCAGAGUCAGAAGGGAGCCGAACCUCUGAGCGGGAGCGAAUCCUUUCUCUGGCCUGUUGUGCAGAGGAGCAACCUCUGCCGGACAGAAGGGUCAGCCGAGGCAAAGCAACCUCUCAAACCGUCUCCGGCCAACGCGAGCUCGGCGAGACCCGUCUCUUGCCCGCCGUCUGUCGUGCAGGCACAGUCAGAGCCACGGACGAAGCCUCUGCAUACAACAGCAACAGGCCUGAAAGGGCGGAACCCGAUCCCCCUCUGCAGGCUGGACUCGGUCAGGCCUCCAGCGCUUCAUGUACUGAUGAACAUCAUGGGUCUGUGUCCUCAUUUCCCAUCAAUAAAUGCAAGUUGAACCCCCAGACGUCCAUCUGCUGCAGCAAUCCAACGGAAACCGCUUUAUCAGAGGCUCCGGAUUCAUGGAAACGUGCAAACACAGGAUGUGACAGGACGGUGCAGCCAGAUGACUUUGUCUCUUCACAGCAAGUGACUGAGGAUGAAAUCCGCUCCCCUCACCCAGAGCAACAACUCGCUCAGUUUAUGUCAGUGUCUAAAAGCAGCCCAAGUAUUCAGAGCCAUCCUGCAGGCCUCAUGGGGGGAUGUGCGGCCCAGAAGGAGCUGCACGCUGCGGCACGCGGAGGGACGUCAGGGAAGCCGGGCAGCCCAGACGGGAGGCCGAAGCAGAGCCGAGAGGCCGGGAGGACAAACCCACGGCGCGCGGAGGGGGAGGAUGAGGACGGACGAGUCCACAGGAACAAGGCCGAGUCCACCUGCACGUACACACGUCCGCCAGAUAUGUUGGAGGAAGAAGACAGGGCGGUCAACUCGGGUCCCACCAAACUCUCUUGGCCGUCCGAGCAGCAUCUUCAGCAUUUUUCCCACACGCACUCAGGAAUGUGUGAGUGGCCCCCACGGAGCCCCCAGCGAGCGCAGAGCCACCUCGAUUCACAGGUGGACACCAACAGCUUCUGUUUCUCACACCAAUACUGGGAAAGCAGCAGCAGCCGCAUCCAUAACCAGCAAGCCUCAUGGGAACCCAGCGCCAAAGCGCCGGCCCAAUUAGCGGAGGCACCAAGCGGUUUCUCGCGCGGCACGUCCGCCCCUCGGCCUGCGGCGGCGCUCCCGCACCGGGGCCGAGAGCGGAGCAGCGUCAGCGCGCCUCAGCGAGGGCGGGCAGACGCUGAGUGGGCACCGGGGAGCCACCAGAGCCCGGGUGUCUCGCCUGAUUCUUGUUCAAACUGCAACGUGCUGGAUGACAACGGCGGGCCGCCAACGCGGCGUCUCCCGUCGCCACCACCCGGUGGCGACAACGACGCCGAGGACGGGUCUUCCUUCUUUCCGGGCGAGGACGCGAGCGGCGCGGCGAGGCCGCUGCAGAGGUGCCUGGACGGCACAGGAGACAUCAGCAGCAGCGACGAUGAAGGGAAGCUCAUCAUCGAGCUUUAACCCAACACACACACACACACACACACACACACACACACACACACACACACACAGCUGCCAUUUGGAGUUUUUGCUGCUACAGAUUUAUAGCUUCACCAGUGAAGCAUAGCUGGGAACUACGUGUGUACUCCAAAGAAGUCAAAGUAUGAAUUAAAAUAAUCAACACUGACGAUUUUAUCUGUUACUUUCAAUAGUGCAUUUAAAGGGAAAUGGGUUUGCAAGAAUGUCCCGUGGUGCCAUUAAGUUGAAUUACACGCUGAGUAGGAAACACUGCUUAGGCGCUUCCAAGUAGGAAUUCCAAGUCUGACACACAGGAAUUUCAAUAUCUCCCACGUGGAGCCGAGAGAGGCGGCCGUCACUGAACCGAGCACACGACGUCGCACGCAGUGACGACCCGACACUGACGACAAGGGGGCCGAUUGUGAGGGUUAAAGGCCGUAAAGUCGUUUGUAUAUUCUGUCACUGUGUAUGAGAUGAGGCACUAAGGAAUGAACUGCUGUGGACGCAACAUCAGCUGGGAUCUGAAGGUCACACAAUAACACAAACAAAGCGGCGUCCAUUUGCUGAGAACAAUAUAAUCACUGUUAUAAUACGCAUUGUAUUAUAGGUGCAAGUUACUUCAAGUGGUCAUAGCUUUAAAUAACGUGGGUGUUUUUUAUACUUACGAAGCAAACACACAGGUUAUAAAUGUGUCUUUGUGUCACUUAAAUCAAACGAUGAACACUGAUCAUUACAUUGUCAAGAAUAAUAAACAACCAGGACAUUUGUCAUCCUCUGUAUUUAUAUAACGCCUUGUCAACGCGGGCCUCAUAUAAAAUGCUGCCAAAUGUUGCACUACUUCCUCUCUGCUUGUUCGUGCUUUCACACACACACACACACAGUCAUUCCUGUUGUUCUGCACACACUCACUGGCAUUAAUUGCACUCUGUAUCAUCCUGUAACCUCCUGCAGACAGCACCUGUGUGUGUGACUCAUGUGCACAUGCUGUUGGCUGAGCUUUGUCGCGAGUGAGCACCUAUGAUUAGACACGGACGGUCACGGCGGCAGGAAGCGGGUGCAUGUGAACGACCCGCUGCAGAAUUCCACAGCGGUUACUCACGCUGACUCGCUUGUCGACCAUUAGUGGUCAUAAAAGGUUGUGAACUUGACAGGUGUGCAAGUUCAAUCAUCAUUGUGUUCAUUUUCGAAUGGGAUAUUCUUGUAGCAGAAAGCUGACAAAAAAAGAAAGAAUUAGUCACAACUUUAUUGCACCUCGUUUUGAUUGUUCAUGCAUUUAGAAGCUGCUUUGAAGAGCUUAAAAUGUUGUGGUGAUAGUGGUGGUUCAUGUGAACUAAGAGCAGUAAGAUCUGCGCUCUGGAGUCUAAGAGUGUUUCCUGUGGACCUCCGUGAUUUCAUCUGCUUUCACCAGAAGCAUUAAGAAUAACUAAAUGGAAAAUCUUCUCGCUGAUUUUCUUUUUUUCUGAUGCAGAACCAGGAUUAAAGAAGACAAAGAAAACAAGUUCUCACCAUCUACUCCCCACAUCCAGUUGAAACAUGUUUGAUCCAUUUAAAACGCAUGUAUGGUGUAUGAGGACACAGCAACACAAAGGCUUGAUGAGCGUCGUGAGUUCUCUGAUUUGUUUGCACCAUGCAGGCCUCUGCGCGGCCCAACACGGAUUCCUUAGAACGGCGGAGAGCCAAUGUCAGACAAUCAUCACCAUCAAUGUACAUGUGGGGAUCUGAUGGAGAAUUAAAGAAUGCACUGAACAAAUCCCAAGUUGAGCAACGGCUGAGUGUCGUACAGCCUUUUAGGGUCGAUCAAAGCAAAUGCUUGUGAACGGGCCAAAGCUUUAGUGCUCAGCGUUAUUCUCACAAUGUCACGGCCGGCUGAGAUUUGCCCAGAAAAAGUCUAAAAUCAGGCUUCCAACCAUCUGUGGAAUUUGAGAUUAUACUGCAUUAAAAGGUGAGGUUGGC
Gasterosteus aculeatus aculeatus (three-spined stickleback) is the source of this 9548-nucleotide messenger RNA. NCBI's taxonomy places the organism in Eukaryota, Metazoa, Chordata, Actinopteri, Perciformes, Gasterosteidae. The record is from RefSeq and is a predicted model, not a curated record.